Diaporthe amygdali is the source of this 1341-nucleotide messenger RNA. RefSeq lists its product as uncharacterized. NCBI's taxonomy places the organism in Eukaryota, Fungi, Ascomycota, Sordariomycetes, Diaporthales, Diaporthaceae. The coding region runs from base 1 to 1341 and encodes 446 amino acids. The transcript has a single exon. The record is from RefSeq and is a predicted model, not a curated record.
AUGGAAGCCCGUCGCGUGGGUUUCAACAUUCAUGAAAUGCCUCAGACUUUCAUCGACGCGAUAAUUAUAGCGCGGCGCCUGGGCCUCAGGUACUUGUGGAUUGAUAGUCUUUGUAUCUGCCAAGACGACGCGAGUGACUGGGCUCGCGAAUCUGCACGCAUGAUCGACGUAUAUUCGAAUGCCCACGUUGUUAUCGCAGCGAACCGAUCCGAUGACUGCACAGGAGGAUGUUUCCACAGCCGUGCCGCACGCCCGAGCUCCGUGUUCAGACUUCCUGGUGGAUCAUAUGAUGUGACUGCGAUACUACUGUUUGCGUCAGACCAAGAAUCGGCCUUCAGCGGUGGCGACUUUCGAGACGAGCCACUCGUCGGUCGAGGCUGGGCACUGCAGGAACGUGUACUGGGGAAGCGUGUUGUUCACUACAACUCCAGACAGGUAUAUUUCGAAUGCGCUCGUGGCAUCAUCGCCGAGGAUGGCUCAGGCCUUAGUAAGAAACGCCGCGGCUAUCAUCAAAGGCCAGUCGCGACGAUGGAUCCCCUGAAUGACGACAAACAAAACCUGUCGUCUUGGAAUUUGCUAGUUUGGAAUUACGGGGCGCGGCGGUUGAGCAAGCCAACUGACAAGCUCCCAGCGAUGAGUGGUCUAGCCAGACUGUUCCAUGGGAGAAUAGGAGGGGACUAUGUCGCCGGGCUCUGGAGCAAGGCUUUGAUGGAGGGUCUCGCAUGGCAGCCAUUGGGCCGGCGAGGGCCCGCAUCCCGAGACCAAUACACUGGACCGAGCUGGAGCUGGGCAAGCUUCGACGGCAUUGCAGCGACGGGAUUGAAUCCGGGAUGGGUAGAUGUAGCCGACAUCGUGGAGUGGCACGUUGAUCUGAAGCACGAGGCCAACCCCUUCGGCGAGGUAGAAAAUGCCUGGGUGCGGAUCCGAGGGCCUGUUGUCCCACUGAGACACAGCACACAAGAGUCGAACGAGCACGAAGCAAGGCUGGGGAGAGCUGGUCUUCGGCCUCUGCCUAGGGUCUGCACGCCUCACACGGAUUCUGAAAAUGGAUUGAUCAUGACGCCGGACCACACCGACAUCACCAGCACCAGCGAGUGGAAGGACUGGCGGUUAGAAGUUCUGCUCCUUGGGGGCUACGAGGAGAAAUGGGGUCAGGAGUCAUGCUCGGACGACGAGGACACUAGUACCGCAAUCGGCUCAUUCUACGGGCUUGUGGUCACAGGUGCGGGGGAUGAACACACAGAGAAGAGGCGAAGGGUUGGGUUCAUGUUUGUCGAUGGGAAAGAAGGGUCUAUAAUCAGAGAUGACGAGAAGAACUGGAAGACUGUGACUUUGGUAUGA